Messenger RNA from Cygnus atratus (black swan), 2226 nucleotides. RefSeq names its product RNA binding motif protein 18 (gene RBM18). The coding region runs from base 28 to 636 and encodes 202 amino acids. Gene Ontology annotation, molecular function: RNA binding. The transcript is spliced from 5 exons. The record is from RefSeq and is a predicted model, not a curated record. Lineage: Eukaryota; Metazoa; Chordata; Aves; Anseriformes; Anatidae.
CCGGGGCGGCGGCGGGGGGGGGGGGUGAUGGUGGGGGCCGGUCCCGGUCCGCCCCGCGCCGCCAUGGAGCCGGGCCGCCAGGCGCUGCCGCUGGAGAACGCGUCCAUCCUGUGCGAGGGCGCCCUGCAGGACGGGCACCGCCUCUGGAUCGGAAACCUCGACCCCAAGAUCACCGAGUACCACCUCCUCAAACUCCUUCAGAAGUUUGGCAAAGUGAAGCAGUUCGAUUUUCUCUUUCACAAGUCCGGUGCUCUGGAGGGGCAGCCGAGGGGUUACUGCUUUGUGAACUUUGAGACCAAACAGGAAGCAGAAAAGGCGAUCCAGUGCCUCAAUGGGAAGCUGGCCCUUUCCAAGAAACUGGUGGUGCGGUGGGCACACGCACAAGUCAAGAGAUAUGAUCAUAAUAAAAAUGAGAAGAUUCUUCCAAUCAGCCUGGAGCCAUCUUCCAGCACGGAGCCACCCCAGUCUAACCUAAGUGUCAGCGCGAAAAUAAAGGCCAUUGAAGCAAAGCUGAAAAUGAUGGCAGAAAAUCCAGAUGCCGAAUAUCCAGCAGCACCUGUUUAUUCUUACUUCAAACCACCAGAUAAGAAAAGGACUACUCCUUAUUCCAGAGCUGCCUGGAAAUCUAGGAGAUGAUGCUUAUGAAUGGAUGAUGGUAGCAAGAAACACUGCUUUGUAUAUCUGGAAUCCUCCAAUGCUUUUGUACUCUUCUAGAGCGAGAAGGAUACUGCCACCUGAGCACAACACCACUGUACAUGGCACAGGGCUUUGUAACACCUUAGGUGGUUUGCUGAAUACUCCUUACUGCCAGUGCAGCUUCACAGCUGAAUGCUGUUCAGAAAAGUAGGUUGCAUUCAAAGCCUCUGAUGAACAUCCAGACAACCUCUUGUUAGCCCGCAUUCAUUAGCAAGAUUAGAAACAGUAACCAGUGUAUGGAGUAAAGCACAUCCAAAAUACUCCAUUUAACUGAUUAUUUUUAAAGUCUUUUUUUUAACAAAAAGUAUUCCAAUUCGUGUUUUAAAUGGAGGGGAAGCACUUGGUUUCGAUUAGCAUUCUGUAGUUACCAUGGAAAACUUUUUCAUCUUAAUAAAACUCAUUUUAAAUAGACUUUGCAACACUUUUAGUAACUGUGCAUGCAAUAGUUUAUAUGCACCAAAGCAAAUUUACUUUGCAUUUUGACUUGCUAACUUUAAGAUAAGUCAUGACACAGCACGGGUAUUUGCAGUGCCAUUUGGGCUGUAGGUUUGUGCCUCUGUGUUGGAAUUGGGGUAUUUACACACCACUGAGGUUUGUUCUGUGCCAUAAGCUUCAGAGUGCAGCAGUGGCAUAUCUGAUGUUUGCGUUCAGUAAUCCCCUGUAGUGGUAGCUCUUCAUAAACCAGAUGUGACAGCGUGAGAAUAACGUUGCAGCCUCAGAGACAUCUGUCAAGCACAUGACCUCAGUGCUUGCCCACCAACCAGUCCAACUCCUGUACUUUUCACUGGCUGGUAAGGGAGGUUGAUUGUCUCUCGGUGUAACUAAAGUGACCCAAGUGUUUGUGACAAAAUUGCUUCUGCUGCCUGCUGAGGCUUACCUGUGCAAGGUGUUUAAUGUAGAGGUCUAAUGGGUGGCGUUUUACUGAAAUCAUUUGAUCUGCAGCUCAUGCUUUUCCCUAAAUGUUCUCUGCAAAAUUGAAAGAUCUGAAGAAGGACCACUCUGGCAGCGUUUUCUCCUCUGUGCACAUGGUACUGUGACUGCGUGUGCAAGAGGGAUAUAGGAGAACUUGUGUUUUCAGGUGUGGGAGAUAUUGUUCUGAUUUUGUUGAUGUUCACUUUCUCAAGUCCUUUUAGUGGUGAGUCUUUACCUUGUCUGUCACUCUUGAGUUGCUUCCCCAAGCCGGCAAACAGUGGUUUCAAACAAGAGGAAGAAAGUGAUUUUUAAACAGCCACCAUUUCUGUGCACAGGUGUUGCUCACUUGUAUAGCAAAGUAAGGUUUGUAUUCCCAAAGCGGUGCACCUGCCUUCAAGUGCUGAGCACGCUUCCUGCUUCCGAACUUAGCAUCUAGAAUGAAGCUGUGCAUGUGUAUGAUGGAUAGAUUAAAAACCUGAAUUGUUAAAAAGUAGGUCUUGUACUGUUAAAUAUUUGCUUUCUAAUUUUCUUUGGGUACCUGAGUAAAGAGAAAGUAGUGUCAUUUGGAGUUUGUACCCCUGUGAAUGUCAAUAACACCCAUUUACAUUCCUCUGUGAA